Messenger RNA from Penicillium arizonense, 3996 nucleotides. RefSeq names its product GTPase-activating protein BEM3. Bases 1 to 3996 code for a protein of 1331 amino acids. Gene Ontology annotation, cellular component: cytoplasm. Gene Ontology annotation, biological process: regulation of GTPase activity; signal transduction. NCBI's taxonomy places the organism in Eukaryota, Fungi, Ascomycota, Eurotiomycetes, Eurotiales, Aspergillaceae. The transcript has 2 exons. The record is from RefSeq and is a predicted model, not a curated record.
AUGUCGCAAGUUCCGCGACGAGGCAGCGAUGAGAGUUCAUCGACCCCGAGAAACCUGUCCUCCUCCUACCCAUCGAUGAACAACGGCCUCAUCCCUCGGGAUUAUCUAGCUCGAUCGGAUCGCCCUGGACCUGCUCCUGGCUCACGACAUAUAACACCUUCUCCGUUGCAUACUAGUUCUUUACCUCAGUCGUAUCGCGUCGACGGCGCUUCCUCCCAGAGCCCUUUGUCUCCCGGAUCCUCCAACCCCUCGCCUUCCCAGAAUCGGUCGCCAAUCGCCCGCGUAGCCAAUGCUACAUUUCCUGCCCCUCCGUCCUCUGGCCAGAGCUCGUCGCAAUCGCCUAUAAUGGCAGGCCCUGAAUCAGACCAAAAGAGCGGAUCACUGGAUGAGAAUAAUGUACCGAAACCCCCAAGUGCGCCAGAGCCCGAUCGUUCUGCAUCCUCCUCUGUCAGCUCCAUGCACUCGAUGCCUGGGGAUCGCCCUGCCCACCGUGUCAUGCCCCGUACCUCAUCGAUCGACUCUGCGAUUUCCUCUCUAUCCUCCACCUCCCAGAGAUCUACCUUUGACGUCAACUCUCUGAGCCCAGCCGAUAUUAAUAACCUCAUAAAUGCCGCUGGUUCGGCCGAGGCUGUCAUUGUGCACCUUCUGAAAGAGAAACACCACGCGGCCUCUCAGAAUGCGCAGCUUUGGAAACUGGUUGACAAACAAAGGACUCUGAUUCUCGGUCUCAACAAAGAUUUGGAGCGUGCUUUUCAAGAGAAGGAUAAAUAUAGGAAGAAACUGAAAGAUAUUCAAGAGGCGCCUCCAUUGCCGACCACAAAUACGUUGGCCUCUGCCACCGUGACUGAUGAGCAGUCUGCAAAGAGCGGCAGGAAAGACACCUCGUGGCAAGCUAACCAGCCUUCUAUUGUUCCGCCCUCAGACGCGACACGGAAAGAUUUUGAAAGCACUACUAGUCCGGUAUCUGCCACAGACACCUCAUCGCCGAUUGAUGGAAAAAGCAAAUUCCCGCAUCCCAGUCGUAAGCCACCACCGGCGCCUUUGAACCUUCAACAAGCCGAAACAAGAAGGGCGCCGUCAGCUUCUGACUCUGAUUCCGAUUACGGAGAUGCCCAGCAAACGAAUGGGAGAGUGGAUCGCGGAAGGAGAAAGACGAGAGAGCAAGAUGACCAGGACCGCGAAGCUGCGCUGCAGAAAGACAUAGGCACUUAUGGUAAUAUGGCAACUGAGGCAGGCGCCUCCGGAUCCCGGGAUACAGCAGUAUCUAGCAGCCCGGAGACAAUUCCCAGGGAACUUGCUACAAGAUCACCACCGAAUGUAGGUGAAUCUAGUUCCCUGGGGUCUAUUUUGGGCUCCCGAGCCACCCCCGCUUCAUCCUUUAACGGACGUUCUGCCGGCUCCAUGCCUAUGAGCCCUGGAUUGCCCUUAAGCCCGAGACCAGAAGAUCGACCCAUUGGGUCUCCUUUGCCUCGCAUGCCACGGGAUACGUCGAAUCCCUUGACGGCUGGGUAUCAGACCCCAGGGUUACCGCUCUCUCCCCGAAUGGCCAAUUAUCCGUCCAACUUUGCACCAGUCCCCUCAAAUGGAAGACCCGCGGGGCCUAUGCCUUCGAUUGAUCCUACGGUCAAAAUUGACAGCCCAAGGCCUGCAUACUUCCAGGACAACAGAAUCUAUCAAGGCUUGGUAUCAGAUGAAUACCCCGGCCUACUCUUGCCCCCGAAUGCCCUCCCUCUCAUUCAAGUCAGAGUGUCAUCAUCGCGGCUACGACCUUCCCGGAACAGCUAUAUGAUGUCUCGGCCUUUGGAUGAAGAGCCCGUAUUCACACUUAGUGUGAUUUCUCGGUCAGAGAUCUCAGAACUCUGGCGAGUUGAGAAGGUCAUUGGGGCUCUGCCUCCUCUGGAUCAAAAAAUAAGACAGACCUCUUCCUUCGCCGGAAAAUUGCCCGAUAGAAGCAUAUUCAAUGGUCACUCGCCUGCCAAGGUCGAUUCCAGGCGUGCCGCGCUGAAUGCAUACUUUGACAGUCUCUUGGAUACACCGAUGGACGAAAAGGCUGCACUGGCUGUUUGCCAGUUUUUGACAAACGACGCCAUUGAGCCUCGAGAUGACGAGACAAGUCUAUUGAAAGGUCCUGGGUCUGCAAAGUCGGACAUGCCCCGUGGACCCGACGGAAAUCCCCAGAAAGAAGGCUAUCUGACCAAGCGAGGUAAAAACUUUGGUGGUUGGAAAGCAAGAUAUUUUGUUCUUGAUGGACCCGAAUUGAGAUACUUUGAGUCUCCGGGUGGUCCGCAUAUGGGUACAAUUAAACUCCAUCAUGCGCAGAUCGGCAAGCAAUCACCGAAAUCCAGCGAUCAGCAACUGUCGAACUCAGCAGACGAUGACGACAACCAGUAUCGUCAUGCGUUCCUAGUCUUGGAACCGAAGAAGAAGGAUUCGUCCGCACUCGUCCGACAUGUCCUUUGUGCCGAAAGCGACGAAGAGCGGGAUGCCUGGGUGAAUGCUCUCAUGGAAUAUGUCGAGAGUGCUUCUUCUGAGAGCGAGGGACGUAGUAGCGUGUCCAAGGGUCAAACUCAGCCUCAAGAUAACAACCAGGCCCAGGGGAAACAACCAUCUGGGGCUGACUCUAGGUCUAAGUUAUUCAACAAUGGAGGCAAGAAAUCUGGCAGAGGAGUUGAUAGUCCUGAUUUAGACCUUGGAAGCUCUGUGCAGGGAUUCAGCUUUGAUGACGCUGUGCAAGCGGAGCCUCCCACUAUCGGUUCCACCCUCGAACAAGCACCUCGGUCUCCACGGAUUCCGGCAGCUCUGUCGACAGACUUCAGAGACAUGACCAUGUCCUCUCCUGAUCAACCGCUGCAGUCCCCAAGGCUGAUAUCUGGACCUACAAACGGAUCAGUCAUUCAGGACGUGGAAGCCUGGGGCAACAAGGCAAAGACAUCAACCAAAGAGAAGAAGCGCAGUAUAUGGGGCUUCCGCACCCGGUCUUCCUUUGACCUUGCUGCACAAGCACAGGCCAGCAGCGAAACCUUGGUUGCCAGCAGCAAUGUCCAGGCAGAGAGAAACGGUCCUGUUAGACCUGUGUUUGGUAUACCCCUAGCAGAGGCUGUGCAAGACUGUGCACCGCCGGGCAUUGAUGUGGAACUGCCCGCGGUGGUUUAUCGUUGUAUUGAGUACCUGCAUUCCAAGGAAGCAGCCCUGGAGGAGGGAAUCUUCCGGUUGAGUGGCUCAAAUGUGGUGAUCAAAGCUUUGAAGGAACGUUUCAACACUGAGGGUGAUGUUGAUUUUGUGUCCGGAGACCAGUAUUAUGACGUCCACGCUGUGGCUUCUCUCUUCAAACAAUACCUUCGAGAGCUUCCAACCACGGUGUUGACCCGAGAGCUUCAUUUGGACUUCCUUCGCGUUCUUGAACUUGAUGAUCGUCAAAAGAAGGUAGCAGCCUUCAACUCUCUGGUGCAUCGAUUGCCGAGGCCCAAUCUGGCAUUGUUGCGAGCUCUGUCCCAGUUUUUGCUCGAAAUUGUCAACAACUCCGAUGUCAACAAGAUGACUGUCAGAAACGUGGGCAUUGUUUUUGCCCCAACUCUCAACAUUCCGGCACCGGUUUUCUCCAUGUUCCUGACAGACUAUGACAGCAUCUUUGGCGACGACAGGAGCUGUGCCAAGUCUACCGAGCUGACAGUUGAUCACACACUCUCGCCCGAUGAUAUUCGUUCCCCUCGCCAUCAAAUGUUCUCGGACAUUCCAACACCUUCGUAUCACCAGACCUCCUUCCGAAACACUGAGACUGCAGACUCAGGACCAAGAACACACUAUGACACUGGGUUCAUCCCAAUGCAACCCAGCUACGACCAACCGGUAUCCCGAAAUGAACAGUACAACCAGCCUCCAGGGCCCUCGGCACCCUAUUCUUCUUUGAAUGGCAUGUUGGUGCCAAAUUCAGAUGACACUCGCUCGGCGAAGACGAAGCGACGCGAGAGUUCGAUGCUCUUUAUGGACAGUCUGUGA